This is a messenger RNA of Ipomoea nil (Japanese morning glory), 1146 nucleotides long. RefSeq lists its product as uncharacterized. Bases 1 to 1146 code for a protein of 381 amino acids. The transcript is spliced from 2 exons. Lineage: Eukaryota; Viridiplantae; Streptophyta; Magnoliopsida; Solanales; Convolvulaceae. The record is from RefSeq and is a predicted model, not a curated record.
AUGACACUGCCUCCCGGGUUCCAAGCUACUCAACCUAAUCAGGUCUGCCGGUUACUUCGUUCCCUAUACGGCUUGAAACAGGCCUGCCGUCAAUGGAACACAAAACUUACUGCUGCCUUAGUAGACACUUGUUUCACACAAUCGAAGUCAGAUCCUUCACUUUUCACUAAGGGCUUUGGUUCAUCAUUCAUUGCCCUUCUAGUUUAUGUCGAUGAUAUUUUGGUUGCCAGUGGAGACAUCAAUCUUAUUCAUGAUCUGAAACACUUUCUGGACACUACUUUUAAAAUAAAGGACCUAGGCAGCUUGGGUUUUUUCUUUGGCAUCGAGGCAAACAGGUGUAAGUCUGGCUUGAAUUUAUGUCAGCGCAAAUACACCUUGGACAUUCUACAUGAAGCUGGUUUCAUCGACUGUAAACCGGCUAGUACUUCGAUGGUUCCUGGCCACCAUUUGAUGCAUGGAGAUAGUGAGGCCCUGAAAGAUGUUGGUUCCUACCGACGAUUAGUGGGGAGGUUGCUUUACCUCACAGCUACAAGGUCUGACAUUAGCUAUGCCGUUCAACAACUAAGCCAAUUCAUUGAUGCCCCGACUGAGAAACAUCUCGUAGCUGCUCAUCGUGUGUUGCGCUACAUCAAGGCUGCACCCGGCGAAGGCAUUUUCUAUCCAGUAAACAAUCCCAUACAGCUGAAAUCUUUCUCAGAUUCCGAUUGGGCCUCUUUCAUGGAGACUCGUAAAUCCAUAACCGGCUACUGUGUCUUCUUCAGCAAUGUUCUUGUUUUUUGGAAGUCAAAGAAGCAGGCUACAGUUUCGAAGUCCAGCUUCGAAGCAGAGUAUCGAGCUUUAGCCACCACUGUAUGUGAAAUUCAGUGGCUUCACUCUCUGCUCCAAGAUCUACAUGUCCAGUUAAUGAAGCCUGCUACCUUAUUUUGUGACAAUAAGUCCGCUGUGGCGAUAGAUGAAAAUCAUGUUUUUCAUGAACGUACCAAACAUAUCGAGAUCGAUUGCCAUGUCAUUCGUGAAAAAGUCUCCCAAGGCUUCAUCAAGCUCCUCUCCGUCUCUUCUGAUAAUCAGGUUGCCGAUGGGUUUACAAAGCCUUUGCCUAUUUCUCCGUUUCUUUACAUAUACACAGAUCAGAUGAACAGGGAUUAG